CUUCACUUCACUUCGUCUACUGUCUUUAGAACACACAAGACUCGAUCAAAGACAUCCAUACAUCAUGCCCGACCCCACAGACCCGCCCGCUCCUGCUCCCCCUCCCCAGGACCCUAUCAUGCGAUGCACGUCUCCCGACAACUUCAAGGAGGGAGAAGUCAUCAUCGCCGGCAAGCCCUGGGACCAGACCGAGACCACUCUGUACGAUACUGGCAGCGGCAGCGGUAAAAAGGACGAGGCUCCUCCCACUCCUGCGGACGCUGCCGCCGUUGAGGAGACUAAGGAGGGGUCAAAAUAGCCAGCCAGCCAGUCUUUUGAGGAACGGAUGGUAGUAGUUUUCUGAGUGAGUGUUGAGAAGUUUGGGGGGGGGGGGGUUCGAGGCGAGUGAACUGGUUGUGAGGCGGUGGUAAGGGGGGGCUUUGGGGGGG
Messenger RNA from Lasiosphaeria miniovina, 428 nucleotides. RefSeq lists its product as uncharacterized. The coding region runs from base 65 to 298 and encodes 77 amino acids. The transcript is spliced from 2 exons. The record is from RefSeq and is a predicted model, not a curated record. NCBI's taxonomy places the organism in Eukaryota, Fungi, Ascomycota, Sordariomycetes, Sordariales, Lasiosphaeriaceae.